This is a messenger RNA of Haliotis rubra (blacklip abalone), 1213 nucleotides long. Its product is annotated as ADP-ribosylation factor-like protein 16. Bases 195 to 773 code for a protein of 192 amino acids. The record is from RefSeq and is a predicted model, not a curated record. Lineage: Eukaryota; Metazoa; Mollusca; Gastropoda; Lepetellida; Haliotidae. Gene Ontology annotation, molecular function: GTPase activity; GTP binding. The transcript is spliced from 5 exons.
AACUAUGUACAGUUCACGUAUUCAGUAAAAUCAGGUGUUAACUAAAAAAACAUUUUUUGUUCUUUCCGCAAGCGAGGUUGAUGUAAACAUCCGGUAUCAAAUAUUCCGAAGUGAUGAGAAGGCCUCGCUGAACUUGUCACCUGGAUUUACUAUGUUUUCACAUUUAUUCCAAAUAAUUUGUUAAGUUGCUAGUCAUGUGCCUACUCAUUGGUUCAUCGGGUGUUGGAAAAACUCUUCUACUAAAGAGGUUACAAAAUUACCCCACAAAGGCCACAACAGAGACUGACAUAGCGCCCAUGACAAUACCAACAGUAGGAACAAACUUGACCACAGUGACACUUGGGCGACGAGAUGAGAUCACACUCAGAGAACUUGGAGGAUCUAUGGUCCCCAUCUGGCAUAAUUACUUCAAGGAUGCUGGCUCCAUUAUUUACAUGGUGGACUUGACAAACCGGUUCCAGAUUGCUGCCUCCUGUAUACAGUUGUUGAUGGUGCUUUCCCACGCAGACACCCAGGGUCUACCUGUCCUUCUCAUCCUCAAUAAGACCGACCUGCCGACUGUGAUGAGCCAUGGGGAGCUGGAGUCAAUGUUCCGACUACAGGACAUCCUCACUCACUGCCCCAAGAUCUCCGUCCUCGAGAUGAGUGCCAAGACUGGACAUGGGCUGGACAUGAUCGCCAAGUGGAUCCUGCAGCAUCACAAGCCAGCGCCACCCCCCAGUCAGGCCCAUCACAAGCCAGCGCCACCCCCCAGUCAGGCCCCUGCAGAGUAGGACCCAAGGGGCUGGGGAAGCUAGGCAUGAUGAGAAAACUUUCAAUGGGAAGCUGAGUCUGGGUCCCGAUCCACAAGCCUUCAUAAAGUUAUGAACUGUUGUAACUCUUUAGUUAAUCCUAAAGUGAUGUAGCGCUACAACCAUUUUGUGGAUUGGGACCCUGGACUAGUAGUGGCAGAUGAUAACAUGAGAUGGACACUGAAUGAUAAGAGAUAUGCUCUGGUUUUCUCAUCUUCCAGACAAUCAUGUUUUGUAAUCAAAAAUGUCAUCUUUGACUAUUUUUGAUUAGUCUGUGACCAUAGCCACAAACAAGUCUGAUGUACAAGUCUGUUUGGUAGACCAUUUUGAAUGGCUGCUAACAUACAGAACACAGUAAGGCACCACAAUGUAUAUAUAGUGGUUUCUUAAUAAGGCUGAUAAAAGGCAUUGAUGUUUAAUGU